This is a messenger RNA of Plodia interpunctella (Indianmeal moth), 817 nucleotides long. RefSeq lists its product as uncharacterized. The record is from RefSeq and is a predicted model, not a curated record. NCBI's taxonomy places the organism in Eukaryota, Metazoa, Arthropoda, Insecta, Lepidoptera, Pyralidae. The transcript has 3 exons. The coding region runs from base 264 to 755 and encodes 163 amino acids.
AAAUAUAUGUUUAUAUGUAUAUGCACUGUAUCAGUGCAGUGGUGGUAUAAACAUUCAGAUAGUUCCAGAUUCCAAGAAAGGCUGCUAGCACUGACCUCAUAACAAAUUCGUAGUCACAAGUGAUCAUGUAAUCAAAAAAUACGAAAAAUAAUAUUCUUUUCGUGUUUUCUUGCAUAACCCGCUCAAUGCAUACGAAUUGGGUUUUAUGUCCUGUUAUUGUUUAGUACCUCGCGUCAGCAGCCACAUAUUGGCGUUCUGGAAAAAUGUGGUUACUACUUAUUCUUCUGUCAAUAAGUCUGUCUGUCAACUGUCACGUGUUACCAGACGAGCCUCUACCAGAGACACACGAGGCUUCAGAGGCCAGUAUACUUCAAUACGUGAAACAUUUCAGACAAAUAUUAUCAGACUAUAUAACAACACAAUACAAAACCAAUGCGCAAGAUUAUGAUAAAGUAUCUACGAUCAUUGAUGCGUUCUUCAGAAAAUUAGCAUCAGAUCUGUUCGACGUAUUGAAUAACAACGGCAAAGAAUGGGAGCCAAAGACAAAUGUAGAAGACGGUUUGCCAGAUGAGAAAUUUGAUGAGGUUAAAAGAAAUAUACGUCACCAAUAUUCAGAGAUAACUGACAGUUCAGCUAACGAGAUUGUCUACAGGUUGAGAGUGAAUUUGUACGAUACUAAAUUGAAAUUAGACGAUAUUAUGAAGAAGGAUAAAAUUGUGGAAUCUGAAGAAUCUUCCGAGGAAUAUGAUUCUUAAAGAUCUAUGAAUGAAUCUUACGUUAAAAAUUGCAGUGGAAUUAAAUGUUACUAUUACUCUAU